This is a messenger RNA of Eublepharis macularius, 2270 nucleotides long. It is a transcript of the gene PKIB, whose product is annotated as cAMP-dependent protein kinase inhibitor beta. Gene Ontology annotation, biological process: negative regulation of cAMP-dependent protein kinase activity. The coding region runs from base 1 to 294 and encodes 97 amino acids. Gene Ontology annotation, cellular component: cytoplasm; nucleus. The transcript has 3 exons. Lineage: Eukaryota; Metazoa; Chordata; Lepidosauria; Squamata; Eublepharidae. Gene Ontology annotation, molecular function: cAMP-dependent protein kinase inhibitor activity. The record is from RefSeq and is a predicted model, not a curated record.
AUGACCAGUCUCAUAAGAAUAAUGAAUGGCAGUGGGAGGGAGGGAAAGAAGUCAGAAAUGACUGAUGUGGAGCCUGUGGUCACAGAUUUUGCAGCCUCAGGAAGAGCAGGUCGCCGAAAUGCCUUACCAGACAUUCUGGGUUCUUCUGCCGCUGGAGCUGGCACAUCAGAACUGCCACUUAAAUUAGCAGAACUAUCCAUGUCAGAAGGUGAAGGGGUUGAAGGUGGAGAAACAUCAUCCUCCAACACUGCAAUGGAAAAAGAAGAAACAGAAGGAAAAGGCAUGGACUCCUAAUGUCUCAGGAUUGUUUGGCUUGCUGUGACUACCAACAGAUUUCACUCCUCAUCUGUGCUAGACUCUGAAUGACACAAUAUUUGUAAUGGUUGAGAAGGGAGGCUACUUAAGAGUUUUGUGAUGUUACCCAGUCCAUCAGAUAGCAAAAUAUCUGUGUACAAAUCAAUCAGUGAUGAGCCAGAGUAUCUCUUAAGGUUUUAGCAUUGUUUUCUAUCCUGUAAUGAAAUCAGCUCCACCGUAUUCUUUUGAACAGUGUACAUAAAUAAGCACAACCCAACAAAAAUACCUACUCAGAUCUUUUCAGGGAUAAAUAAAAAUAGAUUUUAAAAAAAUUACAAAAAUUAUUAGACUCAGUCCAGAGCUAAUAUCCAAAAUGUAUGCAGGGAUUACCAUGGUGAAACUGAGUAGCCAGUCAAUCACAUUUUUAAAAACAAAUAUAAAUCCUGGGAGAGGCACCUUAGAAAGAACCAAAUGUUUUUAAAUGGGCAAAAGGUAAUGGAAUAGUAGGACAUUGUCUUGCUAUUGUCCACCACUUGUUUGAAGAGUUUCAUGAGAACUCCCCUGCUUCAGUUGUACAGUGACCAGGAGCACACCAAUAAAUAAAGCCGCCAACAAUCCUGAAUAUGCUGGAGUGUGCUGGAUCCUAGUAGCCCACUGUUCUGGGGCUGGACACUUACCUCUGGACACUUCUACUAACACCACAGACUCUUCCACCACUAGAGGAGGCUCUUGCAAAGGCAGACCAUUCUUUGCAACGGAGAAAUGUGACAGCCGAAAGAGUUAGAAUCCAGCCCAGCAUUUAAGGAUGUUGGAAGGAUGCUAUAAGCAGAAUCCCAUGGCUCUCAUGUAACCACACUCCACACAGAAAUAACAAUAGAGACAGAUGCACUGGGUGGUGGGAAUCCCUUUUCCUGGCAAGAAAACUGCAUCCUGUGAGCUGUAAAACUGGGAUGUCCUGAAACAGAGGAAAGACCUCUGGAUUCUCCAUAGCAACUGCACAUAUGCUAUUUUCUGGAAAGGCCCUUCUUAUUGAUUGGAUCUUUUUAAAAAAGUAACCUUUUCUGUAUCCAUUCCCCUUCCCAGACAUCGAAGUUUAUUUUCACAGAAUCUAGAGCACACUGUAUUUGUGCUGGGCCAGGCUGUUGGAUCUUCAAAAGAAAUGGAACGUCACCUGUUUAAAAGCUGAUGGAGAUCUUCUGGGACUUGAUCUCUUGCUAGAGAUGUACAACUGCACAGAGAAAAAUGAAAAAUGCGCUAUCUUCAUCCUUUCAAAAUAUCAGGAUUUACUGAGAGCUCCUAGGAAUUUGAAAUACCUUUCACUAUACUCCCCCUUUCUCAUAUUUGACCUCUUUUGUGCCAAACUGCAUGCCACACAGGACAGCCAACUUUUAGAUCUCCCAACUUUUUUUUUUUACUGACAUGGAACUGGGUGGAGGGAAGGGAGCUACAGCAGACAAAGCCAGAAUAUAACUCUCCCCCUGUGCCAUCUUCUUGAUCAAAACGCCCCCCCCCCCCCAAUGCUGUUUAGCCCAUGAAUGUGGGAAAUUUUCCCCCGGGAGUAAAAAUAAAUAGGUGGUGGGCUAUUUGAAAAUUGUGACUCGGAAAGGUUUAGACAUAUGCUCCCCCCCCCCCGCCCCAAACGCUUCUGCUUUUGUGUACUUUGGCCCUAAGUGAUCUUGACAGGUUGUUCAUCCGUACAUUUUUAAAUGGAAUCUCAUGACAUUUGUAAAUUGUUUUACAUUAGGUAUAUUUCCUCAUGAAAAAUGAACUUUCUUAUCAUCUCCUGCUCAGUUGCAUCUUUUGUCACUCACAUCUUCACAGGGUUCCAGAACACAAGCUUUCCAUAUGAGUUAGGGUGUGGGGUUAUUGGUUAAUCACUGGUCCUGUUACAAUCAUCAUAGUUAAAGCAUUUCCUCUCUCAUUGAUCUUGCCUGUACCAAAGGACAGAUCCAUGUUUUAUAAUAAAGAUUGUAUUA